Molecule: messenger RNA, 2922 nt
Organism: Exophiala bonariae
Lineage: Eukaryota; Fungi; Ascomycota; Eurotiomycetes; Chaetothyriales; Herpotrichiellaceae
Exons: 1
Coding region: 1-2922 (973 amino acids)
Biological process (GO): regulatory ncRNA-mediated post-transcriptional gene silencing
Molecular function (GO): protein binding; RNA endonuclease activity; single-stranded RNA binding
Source: RefSeq, a predicted model, not a curated record
AUGUCAUCUCAUUCUCGCACUCCCUCUGGAGCUGGUCCUCCCACAUCUCAGGCUCGCACUUCUUCUGGAGCUAGUCUUCCUGCAUCUCCUACUCGCAGUCCUUCUGGACUUGCUUCUCAACCUCCUACUCGAACUCCCUCUGGCAAUCAAACCCCCUCCACAUCUGCUCCCCAAUCCCCUCCUCGCACCGCAGAACAAUCUACCCCUCAAACAACAUCCAAUUCUCCUCCCAAGUCCAUAAUCCACAUUCCAUACAUUCGCAACAUCUCUGCCCCAGGCACCUCUGACUAUGACCAGUACAAGCUUCCUACCGAGUUCACAAAGAGACCUGGUUUCAACAAUACUGGUAAAGCAGUCCAAGUCAGCCUCAAUGCAUACAAAGUCAAUCAAUAUCCUACUGCAAAGAUCUAUCAGUAUGAUGUUGUCAUUGGGAGCGGCUCAGAGAAGCGUAUUGUCCAGAGCAAAGUCUGGAACUCCAAUGCUCGCAAAGAAGCCACUGGUGUGCAAAUGAUCUUUGAUGGAAAUCGUCUUGCAUGGUCAUCAAAGGAUCAUGGCGAGAUUCGCUUGAUUGUCGAUCUUGACCAGGAGGAUGGUCGACCUGGCCGUGAUAGCAACAAGUUCAGACUUCACAUCACAAAAACCCGUGUUCUUGAUGUCGGCCUCAUUCAGCAAUACCUCGAAGGUCGAAUUCAGAUGGAUGUCACUAUCCUCGAAGCCAUCGGCUUCUUAGAUCACCUUCUUCGGGAAGGCCCUUCUCGAGACCCCAACUACAUCACCAUCAAGCGUUCUCUCUUCAAGAAGAAAGCAGAUCGUGCAGAUCUCGGCAAUGGCGUUGAAGUGUGGCGUGGAAUCUACCAAUCCAUGAGACUUGCUGAAGGAACGAAGAUGGUUGUCAACCUCGAUGUUGCCAACUCAUGUUUCUGGAAAGAGAAUACUUUGAUCGGUGCUAUCGUCGCCAGCGGAUUUCGUGAUAGCCAAGAUAUUGCUCAUCAACUACGACCUUAUGGGGAGAAUGGAAGUCGCGAGGCCAAUCCUACCCAUAGAGCUCUUCAAUCCAAGAUCAAAGGUAUGAUUGUCAAAGCAAGCUAUCCCGGCAACCCUUUUCCCAAUAAAGAGUGGAAGAUUUUUCGCAUCUCUACCAACAAUGCCAAUGAGGAGAAGCUCGAAUGGAAGGACCCUAAGACCAAACAACCCACUGGAGAGAUGCUGUCUGUUACUCAGUACUUCAAGCGCAAGUACAAUAAAGCACUCCAAAAUCCCUAUGUCCCUUUGAUCGAGAUGACAAAGAAAGGAGUCAAAUACCCUAUGGAGCUUCUCGUCGUUCAACCUGCUCAGCGAUACAACACCAAGUUGAAUGAAAUUCAGACUGCCAACAUGAUCAAAUUUGCCGUGUCUCCUCCUGCAAAGCGACUUGAGGCUAUCAAUGAGGGUAAAUCCUGGCUCAACUGGCAACAAGAUCAAUUCCUAGUCAAUUAUGGUCUCAAGAUCAAUGGUGAACCAAUAAAGACCAAUGCUCGAAUUCUGCCUGCACCUGGAAUCAAAUUUGGCAAUCGGGUCGAACAACCGGGCACUCGAGGUCGAUGGGACCUAAAGCAGAAGACCUUCCUGGCUGGCAACCCUAAAGAACUAGUUUCUUGGGGUAUUGGCAUCUUCCCUGGAAGAAGCAAGCCCGACAAGGCCCAAAUUGACAAAUUCGCACUCGACUUUGCCAGAGCUUAUCGCGGCCACUCCGGAAAGGUUGCAGCCAAGCCUCCAUUCAUGAAGAUGCUUCCAUCAGACGCUGGUGCUGCUGUAGAGCAACUUUUCACAGAGACUGGCAACAACUUCAGAAUGCGCCCUCAACUACUGGUUUUCUUGGUUCAGGAUAAGCAGGCAUUCCAUUAUCUACGCAUCAAGAAAUCCUGUGACUGUCGCUAUGGUGUUGUCUCUCAAGUCAUGCAGAUUCAACAAGUCCUUAAGGGCAAUCCUCAAUACUACUCAAAUGUCUUGAUGAAGGUUAAUGCCAAGCUCGGUGGCACCACCUCUCAAGUUGUCCCUCAUCAAUCCAGUGGUUUCAAGGGUUUCCAAGGCCCAACCAUGGUGAUCGGCGCGGACGUCUCACAUGCUUCCCCCGGCAGUCUACAGGCUUCCAUGGCCGCAAUCUCUAUCUCUUUUGAUCGAUUUGGUGGUCGAUACGCUGCUGCUUGUGAAACCAAUGGUCAUCGCGUUGAGAUGAUCUCCAAAGCCAAUUGGAAGAGCAUGUUCCUCCCAAUUGCCAGAGAAUGGGUUAAAUAUGUCGGCAACAAUGGUCUCCCCAAGCAGGUCUACUACAUUCGUGAUGGCGUUUCCGAAGGCCAGUUUGCUCAUGUCCUGAAUCAAGAAGUUCCUGAGAUCCGCAAUGUGCUCGGUGAGUUAAGUGACAGCAAGAAAUUUGAGGGCAAGAUCACCGUCAUCAUUGCCUCUAAGCGUCAUCAUGUUCGAGCAUUCCCACGACCAGGAGAUAAAGAAGCCGCUGACAUGAAGGGCAAUCCUUUACCUGGUUGCUUGAUUGAGCGAGAUGUGACCAUGCCUAACGAGUUUGAUUUCUAUCUCUACUCUCAUAUUGCCUUGCAAGGCACUUCUCGACCUGUUCACUACACCAUCCUCUAUGAUGAAGCCGAUCAUCGCCCUGAGCAGAUUCAGAAUAUGCUCUAUGAGCAUUGCUACCAGUACAUGCGAUCGACAACCUCAGUUUCUCUGCAUCCUGCAGUCUACUAUGCUCAUCUUGCUUCCAACCGUGCCAAAGCACACGAAGACAUUCCUGCAACUGCCGGCCCUCAAGGUGGUCCUGGAUUCAAGCAAGGACAGCAAAAGAAGAGCUCCGAACCCAGCGACACUGAGACCAAGCCAUUGAUUCCCAUGCUCAACACUGGUGGAAUCAUGACAAGCAUGUGGUACAUCUAA